This is a messenger RNA of Mya arenaria, 1753 nucleotides long. Its product is annotated as innexin unc-9-like. The transcript has 3 exons. The record is from RefSeq and is a predicted model, not a curated record. Lineage: Eukaryota; Metazoa; Mollusca; Bivalvia; Myida; Myidae. The coding region runs from base 142 to 1179 and encodes 345 amino acids.
CUCAGCAGGUGCUGCUCUUUUGCUCGCCGAAAUCGUUUAAUAAUUAAAUCUGAAGGAUUUCCUGCUUGUUUACGAACAUAUUUUGUGUUUUGGGAUAAAAUUUAUGAGAUUUCUGGUACGUUCAGCUGGAUUCAAGACAAUAUGCCGACUGUAAGUCGCGGUCUGUACAACUGGUUGUUCCGACGAUCGGCGGCGCUUGAGGACAUGGCGGACCGGCUCAGCCACGUGUGGACAGUCGGGCUGCUGUUGGUCCUUGCUGCCGUUACAAGUUGGCGACAGGCGUUCAGUAGAACAAUCGAGUGUUUCUGUCCUGCAGAGUUUACUUCUAAUCACGUUCGUGCGGUCGAAGCAAUGUGUUGGGGAUACCAUGGUAUUAAGAAUUUACCGUUUGGUGUUCAAGAUGAUAGAAGCUUGAAUUUUGUACCACUACUUGUCAGAACGCCGCCUUUGUUCCCGCUAUCCGACAGUUAUGCAGAAGAAACAGAGACGACCUACUACCAAUGGAUUCCUGUAAUCCUAGUUUUUCAGGCGCUCCUUUUCAAAUUACCGAUUAUCGUGAUGUAUGUCUGUCAGACAUUUUCCGGAAUAAGUUUUGACAAAAUCGCAGGACUUGGGGUUGGUUAUGAAUAUUUGAAUACAGCGGAGAGGUUUCUUUUGGCCAGACAGAUUGCGCGGUACAUGACUCGUUGGUGCAAGCAAUGUGCGGGAAUCCCUUGCCGUCAAUUAACACUACUUUGGCUAUUUGUCAAGAUCCUUUUCUGCGUUAACAUCAUCAUACAGCUGACAAUUCUCGAUGACUUUCUUGUGGGCAGUGACACUCAAAUGAACAAUGUGACGUCAUAUGGUGACGUCAUCUCCAGCAACUUGAUUGAGAACAACGCCACACUUUGGAAAGUGUCCAGGGCGUUUCCUCGAGACGCCAUGUGCGAUGUCUCAAUAGUAAUGAUCAAGAAUGUUCAUAGAUAUUCUUUUCAAUGUCACCUGCCACUCAACAACUUCAACGAGCACGCGUACCAACUACUUUGGGUGUGGCUUGUUUUCGUUGCCGUGGUGACAUACGUCAGCCUUGGCGUGUGGGUAUUAAGAACCAUAAUACCAAUCUUCAGGAAGCGCUACCUGGUCCAUGCUCUGGAAGUUUCCGAUGUCAGUCCUGAACAUCUAUUCUCCGUUCGACGUUGAUCGAUUUUGCAACGUUGUCGGCGAGGACGGUGUUAUGGUGCUCAAGCUGUUGAGCGCGAACAGCUCCGAACUUCUUGUUCAAGAUGUCGUCCUCAACAUGUGGACAAUACAGAACAGGGAACCAAAUAUUCAAGUACCAAAGAGCUCUUCCGGUCUAGAAAAUAUUUAAAAUUCAGCUGAUAUUUAUACCUCUCGUUAAGAUUUACUAUAUUAGAAGAAAAAUACGUAUCUUUAUAUAAAUGUUACUUAGUAUAUGGAUGGGCCGGAUACGACGUUACGACCCCUCAUACGUCAUUUCCUGGAUCCGCCCUUCCUGUUGUUCCAAUAUAUGUAUUUAUAGAGGAAAUGUCCUUGCACUUGUAGCUUGUAUCACACGUAUUGUUCCUAAUAAUCGUAUAAUGUUUAAAUCAGACAUGUUUUAAUACUUAAACUACAGAAAUCAUAUAAAACACAUUUUAGUCAUAGUAUUCAUAGUCAUAAGUUGUUAUUAAUUAUUCUGUAACUGUAGUUUUGUAUAGCACCGUACACAUAUAUUGUUUUAAAGCUCUUUUAUCAUAAAGGUCAAACCGGCUAA